GCCAGUAACGUAGUAAAUAACUCCGUGGGUGUGGCCAAAGGCCAGGAAAACCCGGGCUGAGUCUCGGCCCGGAGGGAGAGACGGCGCCCAGGGCGUGGCAGGAAAGCCGACUUUGCAAACCGCGUCGCCUCUGCCGCCUGCUUCGCGGGAGCCCCUCUCUUCGGCUCGGGUGCCGCGGCUUGUUUGCCUUGCUUCCCGGUUCGGGUUUUCUUUCUCGUCUGAUCCAUCCGUGAAGCCAUAGCGAUGUAUUCCAGAGGUACUGUGAAGGGCGUUUCUGGCUUUGAUGCCAAAGCUGAUGCUGAGGUCCUUCGGAAGGCAAUGAAGGGCUUGGGCACUGAUGAAGAGUCAAUCCUGAAAAUCCUAACAAGCAGAAGCAAUGCUCAACGUCAGGAAAUUGCUCUUGCUUUUAAAACCUUAUUUGGAAGGGAUUUAGUUGCUGACUUAAAAUCAGAACUUACUGGCAAAUUUGAAAACUUGAUGGUUCAACUGAUGAGACCCAGCCGACUUUAUGAUGCUCACGCGCUGAAGCAUGCCGUUAAGGGGGCAGGAACAGAUGAAAAAGUCCUGAAUGAAAUUCUUGCAUCAAGAACAACAUCUGAAGUUCGGAAAAUAAAGGAAGUUUAUCAGGAAGAAUAUGAAGCUGACUUAGAAGCUCAUAUAAAAUCAGACACCUCUGGUUACUAUCAGAGGAUGUUGGUAGUUCUUCUUCAGGCUAACAGAGAUCCUGAUGGCCAUAUUAAUGAGAAGCUGGUGGAGCAAGAUGCUCAGGAACUGUUCAGAGCUGGUGAGCUAAAGUGGGGAACUGAUGAAGAAAAGUUCAUCACCAUUCUGGGAACUCGAAGUGUAUCUCACCUAAGGAAAGUCUUCGACAAAUACAUGACCAUCUCUGGCUUUCAGAUUGAAGAAACUAUUGACCGUGAAACCUCUGGUGCACUCGAGAAGCUGCUUCUGGCAAUUGUGAAGUGUGUCCGAAGUGUUCCUGCCUAUUUUGCUGAAUCGCUUUAUUAUGCGAUGAAAGGAGCAGGAACUGAUGAUGAAACACUGAUCAGAAUCAUUGUUUCAAGGAGUGAGAUUGAUCUGUUGGACAUCAGGCAGGCAUUCAGAAAGAAUUUUGCAAAAUCUUUGUACCAUGCCAUUCAGAAAGAUACAUCGGGUGACUACAGGAAAGGCCUCUUGAUGCUCUGUGGUGGUGAAGAUGACUAAUGUCAACAGUGGCAUGGAAGAUGGAGUAGUCUUAACUCUUGCCUUGUGCCUCUCCCUCCUUUUGUAUGCCUAACCUGUUUUAUCAGCAUGUAGAGCUGCAUCAUUACUCUCUAAAGCAACGUGCAUUAUCAUUAGUACUGAUAAUAGUAUAGAGCUUAGAAAAGUUACUUUAGCAUUGCUCUUGUUUUGGUGCCAAGUUAAAACAUAGCUUGUCCAUCCAUCCACUUUCAGGCUCCAAGGAAAUAACGUCUUAGUUGGAAUUCAACAUUUCUCUGGUUUGGUUUUGCUCAGAUUGCUAACUUUUGUAAAAGUCUGUGAAGUUAUUUGAGUCGUUGUAGAUUGUUUUAAGAUGAUUUUUGGACUGUUCCCUGCCAUGAGAUCUUUUGAUAUAAAACAGAUUACAAAUCAAUCCCUCAAUCGUUCAGUCAGUCAGCUAGACCAUGGAGCUCUGUUCCAAAACAAAGUAAUGUUUCUAGGCUUUAGUACAUAACUUCUCCUAGUGAAAUCAGUGUCGGACCCACUACAUAGGAUUACCACUCUUCACUGCAGUGUGCUUGAUUCUUUUUUAAAUUAUUGGGGUUGUGUUUUGUGCAAACCCAGUUUUGCUGUAAAUAUAUAAACUGGACUUAAAAAUCAAGCCAAGUCAUCUGAAAAUUAUCAUUGGGUUGGAUCCAGGUGCACAUUAAUUGCACUGAAAUCCCACUGUCAGUAAAACUGCUGGAUACUCAGUGGGUUAGGCAUUUGGAUGCAGAGCCAGAGGUUGGGAGUUUGAUUCCCCACUGUGCCUCCCUGACAGAAGCUCGACUUGAUGAUCCAUAGGGUCCCUUGCAGUUCUAAGAUCUAAGAUUAUAAAUUAGUCACCACAGUUUAUUUAUAUCUGAUAGAUUUUAGUGGGAACAAAGUACAACUUACUUACUUUAAGCCUCUUACACAUACAUUCCAAACUCAAAAUAUUUGGUGAGAAGUGCCUCUUAUGCAACUGUACCUUUUUUUAUUGUAAAAUAGACAAGAAGUCAGUAAUUUUUCUUUCUUCCUUUUUUUUUUUUGCUGCUGUUGCAAAAGUAGAAAAUUCUGGAACAA
Messenger RNA from Pogona vitticeps (central bearded dragon), 2283 nucleotides. RefSeq names its product annexin A5 (gene ANXA5). Gene Ontology annotation, cellular component: plasma membrane; vesicle membrane; nucleus. Gene Ontology annotation, molecular function: phosphatidylserine binding; calcium ion binding; calcium-dependent phospholipid binding. The record is from RefSeq and is a predicted model, not a curated record. Lineage: Eukaryota; Metazoa; Chordata; Lepidosauria; Squamata; Agamidae. Gene Ontology annotation, biological process: negative regulation of coagulation.